AUGCUUAAAUCAUAUGAUACUAGCAAGCCCAAAAGAAAGUCAUUUUUCUUUUUUGGUAGUAAUAAUGAAAAUAUAAUAAAGUUAGAUAAUCCCAAUGAUAAAAAGAAUACAAAACAAAUGAAAGUAGCAUCGAAAAAUAAAAUUAAUCCAUUGUCCAAAGAACCACUACGAAAUCAACCUGUCAGUUCAUCUCCAUUUGAUCAAAUAGAUAAUACGAAUAAUAAAAGAGAAGUAGAAAAAAUUGCGGUAUCUUCUAUAGCAAAUAGCGAGAGUAAUGAAAAGCAUAAUCCUUUUAGAACUAAUGCUUCUUCUAAUGUCAUCAUACCAGCAAAUACAGAUAUUUCAAAAGAACUUCUGCGUCCAUCAGGUACUGUAUUAGGCAGAAGACCACUUCCACCAAAACUAGAUAUGAGAAAUAUAUCUAAAUCUGCAACUUUGAGGUCAAAUAUAAAUAAUAAAAGUGAAACUAAAAAGAAAUUUGAACCUGAUAAUGAUAAUGAUAUUGGAGUGAUUACCAACGUUGAGUCUUUAAACGAAUGUCUGGGUGAUGAGAAUAAGCAUAGAAGACAAAGGUCAGAAGCAGAAAAAUUAGUGGAUGAUAUUGAUGAUUUUUUAGCGAAGCAUAAAGGGCGAAGUGCAAGCCCUUCUCCUGGCAUUGAUAUUGAUAUAUAUAGCGAUCAUGCUGUUUCUCCCAUUGGUGCUCUAUCACUAGAUGCAGAUGGUAUUAUGAAGUUCAAAGAUAGCAACUCAAAUCCUUUUCAAGAAUAUAAUGACAAAGAUUUUGUUGAAGAAAGGGAAAAUUCUAAACAUCAUGAUACCUUAAGCAAGCGUUCGACGUUGAUCUCAACAGCAACUACAACAGAAAGUGAUAAUUUUUCAUUUGCUAAGACAAUAGCUGCUUCAUCUGAGACUACACAACCGAUCCAAAUAAAUGACACCACCGCUGCAAAUACAGACAUGCCCAAUUUGGUAUAUAAACAUGAUACAUUCAAUAUGGUCUCCUCUAAUGACAAUCAAGGGUAUAAUUCUUUUAUAGCUAGUGAUAUCGAUAUUUCUUCCGAUGAAUCAGAUUUCGCCAACAGAUCUGUGACAUACAGUGCCAAUCAUAAUAAUUUUAAUAAUAGUAACAAAUCUACGGAAGAAAUUAAAAACUAUCAGAAGCUGCCAAAUAAUUAUUCUACAGAUGGGUUUUCAGUGAGCUCUGAGAAGAAAGUUUUCAGAGUCGUUAAUGAUGAAAAGGUAAAUUUCAAUUUUCAUUCUGACUCUGAGUCUGAGUCUGAGUCUGAGUCUGAUUCCAAUUUUACAUAUGGCAAUGAUCCUACACCUUCUAACUUUUCUCAAACUCAAGUUCAAAGUAAAGAUGAAAAUAAGAAUGAAUCUUUGUACCUUUCUGAUCAACAAGUUUCGGUUAUAGAUAAAAGUAGCCAUUAUACUGGAAAUAGUGAAUAUGUUUAUCCGGAAGAAGUAAUAAACAAUAUUUCAAAAAUAUCGAAAGUGGAUAAGGAUUUAAAUGAAAUUUCAUAUAAUGCAGAGAAUUUGUCAAGCAAUGCAGAAUUGUUAAGUGGGGGGGUCAUUAAACCGGACAGUAUUAAUAAGUCUUUAGAUAUUGAAUCAGCUACUUCCUCUUUAAACCACGACCAGAUUGGCGAAGUUGCCUCUUCAAGUGCGUUAGAGGAUAAAUCUUUAGGAAGUCCUUCAUACAUGAGCAACAAAUAUAUAUCAUCAGUUAAAAGAGAAGGAAACGUGAGUUUAGUGUCAGGAUAUGUUGAAGAAGUUAGACUAAAAUAUAUUAAGACUGCCAAUUUUCUUCAAGCACCCCCUAAUUUGCCAAUUAGUUUGAAACAAAAGAAUAAUGUUAUAAGACCACAAAAUAUGAAAGUUAGGAUAAGGACUAGUUCCAAACAAGUCGGUAUUAAGCAUGGGAAGAUUAAGAGUAAGCUACUGUCUUUAGAAACAAUAUCUGAUGAGGCUAAAGCGAAUAAAAUUGAAACUAACUUGGUAGAUCACACUAAAGAAUUUCAUAACUUAAUGAAUAAAAAAGAUCAGAUACCAGAACAAUCUGAUGAAGAUUCAGAUAAUGAUGUUGAAAGUUACUUGAAGGAUAUUCCAGGGGAUAAUGCUUACAAUAGCGAUGACAUAUUUGAACCAUUGCGAGAAAAAAAGGACAAUAAUAAUGACUUGGCAAGAUCUAAUACGACAACAAGCUAUUACACCAAAGCACAGCAAAGAAGAAAGAGAACAGGUACUUUGGAUAAUAAUUAUUCAAAUUUGCAUGAUUUACCAACAGAUAUUAAUAUUAAUGACUACUUAGAAAAUGAGAUAGAAAAGGUUGAAGAUAUUAAAGAUGAUGAUAUGCCUUUAGAGCCAUAUAUUUCUGUCGGUGGAUUACAUAUAACUAAUCCAGAUACGGAUUCCGAUUAG
Tetrapisispora phaffii CBS 4417 is the source of this 2421-nucleotide messenger RNA. RefSeq lists its product as uncharacterized. The record is from RefSeq and is a predicted model, not a curated record. The coding region runs from base 1 to 2421 and encodes 806 amino acids. Lineage: Eukaryota; Fungi; Ascomycota; Saccharomycetes; Saccharomycetales; Saccharomycetaceae. The transcript has a single exon.